Messenger RNA from Candida dubliniensis CD36, 612 nucleotides. RefSeq names its product Mrp8p (gene MRP8). The record is from RefSeq and is a predicted model, not a curated record. The transcript has a single exon. NCBI's taxonomy places the organism in Eukaryota, Fungi, Ascomycota, Pichiomycetes, Serinales, Debaryomycetaceae. Bases 1 to 612 code for a protein of 203 amino acids.
AUGUCUGAUAUUUCUAAAUUAAAUGAAGCUAAAGCAAAGGUGGUUGAACUAGAAGCAUUAGUCAAAAAACAGGCCAAUGUAAUGGUUCAAGCGAGACAAAAGUUGAUUGAUGUUGAAUUGAGAAACAUGAAAAACCAAGCUGGCCAAAACAUCCAACCUGCAUUGGAUCUAACUGAUUAUGUGAACAAUGAUGAUAUUGUUCAAUUGGUUACAGAAUUACAAACACAAUUAGAUGCUUUAGAAGCUCGAACUAUGCGUCGAACAUAUAAUGCAACCGUUCAAGGAGAUGACGAAAAAUUGGCACCAAUUACAAAUAAAGAUGGUGAUUUGCCUGAUUUUGCAUUGCCUGUCACUUUAAAAGAGUUUAAGCUGUUGGAGAAAAUUGAUUUGAUAAGAUUAGGAGUGUUUUAUGAAAUUAUAUUACCAGAUGGAGAAGAAAUAGACCACGCUUUGCAACAGACUAAUAGCAAAGAAGCAAUCUUAGAUAUCAACAAAAAGAAAGAUAUAAUAGAGUUGAGCAAAAAUUUUGAUGAAGAUCAGGUAAAUGAAAUUUACGACGAAUUGGCUAGAUAUUUUGGAAUAAAACAUAGAAGAAAUAGUGACGGUUGGUAG